Populus euphratica (Euphrates poplar) is the source of this 2898-nucleotide messenger RNA. Its product is annotated as A-kinase anchor protein 9-like. The transcript is spliced from 4 exons. Bases 21 to 2534 code for a protein of 837 amino acids. The record is from RefSeq and is a predicted model, not a curated record. NCBI's taxonomy places the organism in Eukaryota, Viridiplantae, Streptophyta, Magnoliopsida, Malpighiales, Salicaceae.
UUUCAAAAUGUAAAUAGACCAUGCCAUUUCGAUAUGAUCAUUGUUUCCUCAUAUAUCAAGUAAUUUUGAAACAGGUGACUAUUCAGAAGAUGCAGGGAGAUGUUGAUCCAAGAAAAAUUGGAGACAAUGGAGAUCCUGUACUUUCUCAAGACCGAAGCUUGAAAAGCCGGCAGAGCAAUGACCAUACAGAUGAAAAUGAUGAAAGUUUUACUGAAGACAGGGACUUGAACAUUCUUUUAUCACAGAAUUCUGAACAAGAAAGCAGCUUCAGAUCAUCUGUUGGGGGCAAUUCUAGCUUCAAAUCAGUUCUCAGACAAGACUCAAUGCCUCCAAAGGGUGCAGUCGAUGGCAUCACAACAAAAAACCGCUUGCAUCGUAGAACAAGCACAGAUUGGUCAAUGGGUUCAAGGUCAGAUGGAAGUUUAGUUGGCUCAACAAACAGCCCUGAACAGAGCCUUGCAAGAGAGUUUCAAGAAGGUUCAGAUGAAACCAUUGGAAGACUGAAAAGUGAAUUAUCUAGUCUAAUGAGGCAGUCAGAAUUAUCAGAAUUGGAAUUACAGACUCUUCGGAAACAGAUUACCAAAGAGAGUAGAAGGGGGCAGGAUUUAUCAAUACAGGUUAAGGAACUUGAAGAGGAAAGAGAUGAGCUCAAAACAGAAUGUGAGCAGCUCAAGUCUUCAAGAAAAUCUGUUGAAGGAGAAUCCCUGAAUCAAUUGCGAGCCGAGUACGAGGAUUCUUUGGCUCAGCUAGAAGAAAUCAGGCGAGAGCUUAGUCAUCAAAAGGAUUUGAACACCAAUCUUAAGUUGCAACUCCAGAAAACACAAGAUUCAAAUUCUGAGUUGAUUCUUGCUGUGGGAGACCUUGAUGAAAUGCUGGAGGAAAAAAAAAGGGAAAUAUCUUGUCUGUCCAGCAAGCUAGAGGAGGCUCAGGAGAAAAAAUGCAAAUGCAGCAUGAAAGAGGGCACGGAUCAGCAUGCAGUGCUUGCUCCGGAAGAAAAGGCUAGGGAAGAUGAUGAAUUAUGUCUGCUGAAGCAAAGGGUCAUAGACCUAUCUGAUGAAAUUGAGGUCCACAGAGAAAAUAGAGAAAAACUGGAGAAUUAUAUCGAACAACUCACACAGGACUUUGAGAAUCUAAAGCAGGAAAACUAUGAUGUAUCUUCCAAGUUAGAGCAGAGCAAGAUACAAGAACACAAAUCGUCAGAAUCUUUGGCUACCAUUAAAGAACUUGAAUCACAGGUACAGAGAUUAGAGGAAAGAUUGAAGACGCAAACACAAGAAUUCUCAGAAUCUUUGGUUUCCAUCAAUGAACUGGAAAUUCAGGUCAAAGGGUUGGGGAAAGAACUGGAAAAACAGGCACAAGGAUUUGAAAAUGACCUUGAUGCCAUGACACAUGCCAAAAUUGAGCAGGAACAGAGAGCUAUCCGUGCAGAAGAGGCCUUGAGGAAGACAAGGUGGAAAAAUGCUGUUACAGCAGAGCGGAUUCAGGAGGAAUUCAGAAAACUUUCUGUGGAAAUGGCAGGCAAGUUUGAUGAGAAUGAGAAGCUGACAAAGAAAUCAAUAUCAGAAGCUGAUGAACUCCGAGCACAGAACAGAAUUCUGGAAGACAAUCUUCGGAAAGCUAACGAAGAGCUUGCACUGGUGAUGGACCAGAAGGGAGUAAAAAUGGAAGAACUAUCAAUGCAACUAGAUUUGAAGACAAAACAUGUAGAGCAUAUGUCAGUGGAAUUAGAAGAUGCUUCCAACCAACUGAAGCAAGGAGGAGAAAUGCAAGAGGCUUUCCAAGUUGAAAUUCAAAUGCUGAAAAAGGAGAUAGAGACACUCAGAAAAGAGAAGAAUGACAUCUCUGAGCAGGAAAAGGUGAACUUAAGAGAUGAAACAGAGAAAUUGAAGACAUCUUGUGAAGAAACAAAUAUACUAACAGAAAGAUGGAAAAGAGAGAGAGAGGAAAUAGAGGAAAAAAUUGCAUAUGCAAAGAAGGAAGCAGAAAACACAAGGCAAGAAUUAGUCAUUGUGAGGUCGUUAAAGGAUGAAAAAGAGGCAAUGAUCAAGAACCUUUCAUCGCAACUUCAAAGCCUCAGAGAUCAGCAGAUUGCGUUAAAACAUAGCCUGUCCGAAGAAGAAUGGGAGAGAGAAAAACUGCAGCAACAAGUAAUCAAAUUAAAGGGUGAACUGCAAAAGAAGGAACAUGGAAAUACUAGUGUAAUGGAGAAGCUCUCUUUUUCAGAUGAAAAGAACUUGACUCCAAUGGACGAUGAAAUGCAGAUGAAAGGAAGAAAGGGUAUUGAAAGAAAAGCAAGAACUUGCUCAAAGGAAGAACUAGUAGUGGGCACUUUCCACCCAAUGGAUGAGGGUAAUCUAACUGAACUGUUGACAGAAAUGGCUCAGCUAAAAGAAAAGAACAAAUGUAUGGAAUUUGAGCUAAAAGAAAUGCAAGAGAGAUACUCAGAGAUCAGCCUCAAAUUUGCAGAAGUAGAAGGUGAAAGGCAACAGCUUGUCAUGACUGUACGAAACCUCAAGAAUGGUAAGAAAAGCUAGCAUUCUUACUCUUUCAGACAUGGAUGUCAGACAAAGAAAUGAAGCGUGAGUGAAGAAGCAUCUGCUAAAGUGAGCCUCUGACGAGCAAGACUGUUGUUCUGUUCAACAUUAUGCACGUUGUAAUGGGAGUUGAGCUAGAGGUGCUCUAGAAGCAGGACAAAAGUUCAGAAAGGAGUAGAUCUUUCACUAAAAACAUAGUAAUUACAUGCUCCUUUGCUUUAUGCGGAUUUUGUGUACUCCUUAUUUGUGAUGUUCAUGUAGGCUAUAUAGUUGAAGUAUUAGUGCCUAAGCUGAAACGUGGUUAUAUUGAGAAACUACAAGACUGAAAGUGAGAUAUAUAAAAAGAGAUACCAAAUUUCAGACA